AUGAACCAAACUGAAAAAGACGCGAUCUAUUCCAUCUUCUGUGAACUGACCAAAGAUGUUCAACCUAAAUAUAUUCUGGCCCCGCUAAUACAAUACCGAGUUGUGACACACGAAGACCUUGGCGGUCUGGAUGUCCAAAACUAUCUCAGCACCUCGAGAAGCGAACAGAUCCUCGUGAAAAUGAUCGAAACGUGUUCCCUGGAAACGUUUGUGAAUAUUUUACGUCAUGAAAAUAUAUAUGACCAUUUAGUCGAACUUGUUUUUGCAACAAUAUCGCAAUCGAAAGGUACAGAAAAUACUAACGGGGUCAACUAUCAAAAUGCAGGUGUGCCAUCACAGCUAUCCCGCAUUAACAUUUACACCGGAAGUAGAAAGAAAGUCAAACGGGUUGCUCAUUUGUUGAAGCGUCUCAUUCAUUUUGGAAAGGCUGAGGAGUUUCAAAAGAACGUCAACAAAAUUGAGUCGAAAUGGAAUUUUAUGAAGAACAAUCCACGAGUUACGAACGUCCAGAAGGCAGAAGUAGCUGACCUCUUGUUCAGUGCUCUGGAUUGCCAACUUGCCAACAUGAGAAUCAAAAACGAUCCUGGAAUGUACAAUCAUCAAUUCUUCAAAGAAAUGGUCGCAAUUAUUCCCUAUACUUCCAAUCCUAUUUUGAGCAGCAUGUCAUACACGGCUCGAUUUGGAGCCACAGUCAUCCUGGAAGAACCGUUGGACCAUGGGUUAGCUCAUCUGAUGACUGCGAAGAUGCAUUCUGAAAUGAUUGUACCGUGUAAAGAGGCCGGAAUGGUUUAUUAUCAAGAGAUUGACAUUCUGGUCAGAAAAUACGAAAUUGAGACUAAUGACGUCAUGAAACAAGAUAUGUUAAGUCGGUGUCGUCUGGCGCUAAAUCAGUUUGAUGAAGAGACGUCUGCAGUGAAGGAAGAUUUUACCCGGAUGUUGUUUCUGCGCAUGGCAAAUAUCUAUCUGGGAAUCAACGUGUUUGGUUCGGUGAUUGCGCAUGUUCAAAUAUCGGACGGGGAUCUCCGAGAAGCGGAAAAUUGUUUAAAAAUGGUGAAAUCCACAUGGAAUGGAAUGGACACAAGACGAAAGAUGUUUUACUAUAUUGCCAAAGCUGUGUUGAAUCAAAACCGGAACAGGCCCGACAUUGCUUUAGUCAAAUCGAAGCUUGCUCUAGAGUUAGCAAAUCAAGGAAAAUUCCUUAAUGAAAAACCGUCCAUCGAAAUUCUGAUUCAGAAAUUUGAAUUUGAAUUUGCCGCCAAUUGUGAGAACGAAAUUGGGGACACUAUAAACGACCUCGAUGCCAUCAUGGCUGACGAUGAAGAUUAA
Messenger RNA from Lottia gigantea (owl limpet), 1326 nucleotides. RefSeq lists its product as hypothetical. Bases 1 to 1326 code for a protein of 441 amino acids. The transcript has a single exon. The record is from RefSeq and is a predicted model, not a curated record. Lineage: Eukaryota; Metazoa; Mollusca; Gastropoda; Lottiidae.